GAAGCCGAAAUAGCCAAAGUCCACUGGCGUGGCCGAAGCAGCGAUCGCCAUCGGCGGCUUGGCUCCCAAACGCCGGCCGUCAUGGGCGCCGAGCCCAAGCCCGAGCCCGUGCCCGUUCCCGUCCGCCCCGCGGUCGUCGUCCUCGUGCCGUUCCCUGCGCAGGGCCACGUCUCCCCGAUGCUACGCCUGGCGCGCGCCCUCGCCGCGCCAGGCGUCGUCGCGGCCACCGUCGCCGUGCCCGACUUCGUCCACCGCCGCAUCGUCAGCGCCAGCCAGGCUGAGAGCGCCGCCGGCGUGGCGCUCGCGUCCAUCGCCAGCGGCAUCCCGGAUGACGGCGACGGCGAGCCCCCGGGCUUCGCCAGCAUCCUGCACGCCAUGGAGCACCACAUGCCGGCCCACCUGGAGGGCAUGCUGAAGACGAACCAAAGCUUGACGGGCCGCGGCGUGGCGUUCCUCGUCCUGGACGUCCUGGCGUCGUGGGCCGUGCCCGUGGCCAUCCGGUGCGGCGUGCCGGCCGUGGGGUUCUGGCCGGCGAUGCUGGCGACCUACCGCGUCGUGGCGGCCAUCCCAGAGCUCAUCGACAAGGGGUUGAUCUCAGAUUCCGGCAUUCCCACAGCGACAAAAAGAUUAAACAAUGAUGAGACAAAAGUAAACGGAGACCUCCACAAAUUGCCAGCAGAACUAGAGCUGAGUACGGCAGAACUGCCGUGGCUUGUGGGCGACGAAGCAUGCCAGAAAUCAAGAUUCACCUUCUGGCUCCGGACCAUGGAGCGUGCAAGGAGCCUCCGCUCCAUCCUCGUCAACACCUUCCCCGGCGAGGCCGCCAGCGACUCCGGCGAGCAUCUUCAUCCGUCACAGAUUCCGCAGGUUCUCCAAGUCGGACCACUGCCGACCGACAGCUUCGAUCGCACGAAAGGCGACUCGCACCAUUCGCCACUAAGGAUCCCGAGCAUGUGGCAGGCGGAUGACACUUGCAUGGAGUGGCUAGACCAGCAACGUCCUGGCACGGUGACAUACGUCUCGUUCGGAAGCUGGGUUGCGCCGAUCGGGCGAGACGAGAUCAAGGAGCUCGCGCUGGGUCUGGAGGCCACCGGCCUGCCGUUCCUGUGGGCGCUCAAGGACGAACCGUCGUGGCGAGGAGGCCUCCCCAGCGGCUACAAGGAGACGGUUGCCGACCGUGGCAAGAUCGUCGCCUGGGCACCGCAAGAAGACGUGCUUCAGCACGAGGCUGUCGGGUGCUACCUCACGCACUGCGGGUGGAACUCGACGCUGGAGGCCAUACAGAAUGGGGUGCGUCUGCUGUGUUGCCCGCUGUCCAGUGACCAGUUUAUCAACUGCGCGUACAUUGUUAAGAUGUGGGGAAUAGGGAUCAGGCUUGGCAGCACCAAGAGAAGUAUCGUGGAAGAUGGUAUCAAGAGGAUCAUGGAAGGCGAAGAGGGAAGGCGUUUGCAGGAGAAGGUGAACGAGUUCAGGGAGAGGGUCAUGACGGGCGAGGCGAGAUGUGCCUCAAAGAGAAACCUCGAGUCUUUUCUUGGUGGGAUUAUGAGAGACGACCUUGUACUAGGGCAGCUAAGUUUAUGAUACCUCCGAGAUCAUUAUGGAAAAUGUGUAUUUCUUACUGAUUUUGCUCUCUGUAAGUUACUUGUUUUGUUAGCUCAAAGUCAGUAUUUCAGGCAAUUGGAUAAGACUUUUGCGUGCUGUUAGAUUCAUAUUUCACCUCAGUAAAAUAAUGACCUAAGGAGUA
This is a messenger RNA of Phragmites australis (common reed), 1744 nucleotides long. Its product is annotated as UDP-glycosyltransferase 82A1-like. NCBI's taxonomy places the organism in Eukaryota, Viridiplantae, Streptophyta, Magnoliopsida, Poales, Poaceae. The record is from RefSeq and is a predicted model, not a curated record. The coding region runs from base 82 to 1581 and encodes 499 amino acids. Gene Ontology annotation, molecular function: UDP-glycosyltransferase activity. The transcript has 2 exons.